AUGGAGCUCAAUGUGAGGGACAACCGAUGGGCUAUCCUCUGCUGUGCCAUCUCGGCCAUCGGAGCCCUCUGCUAUGGCUAUGAUCAAACUUACUACACGGGAAUCCAGGGCAUGCAGACGUUCAAAGAUGCCUAUGGCAAUUACGAUCCUUCUACGGGGACCUAUUCCCUGGCCACCAGCUUCACCUCGCUCACUACAUCGAUCAUCUACGUGGGUGAAUUAGUCGGCGCUCUGCUGGCUGCGCCUAUCAAUGAUCGCUGGGGCCGGAAAGCCGUGUUCUUUGUAGCAUCAAUUGCUAUCAUCGGUGGUGGCAUUGCUCAGGUGGCCGACACAGGGAUUGAGGGCGUGAUUGUGCUGGGUCGUAUCCUGGUUGGACUGGGUAUUGGUAACUUCACUGUUACCUGCCUCCUUUACAUUGGCGAGAUUGCACCGCGGCAAGUCCGAGGCCCGGCACUGAUGAUGUUUCAAUUCUUGCAGUCGUGCUCGCAGCUGGUUGCCUCUGGCAUUACCCAAGGAACGGACAGCAUCAAACCUUCUAGCGCCUCGUACCGAAUCCCGAUGGGCUUGCUGGUCCUGCUCCCGAUUCUGAUGCUUGCUGGCCUACUUGUCAUUCCGGAGAGCCCGACCUGGUACAUAAACAAAGGCCGCAGGACAGAUGCCGAGACAGCCCUGCGCAAGAUCAACCGCAGCAACAAGUCGUAUGACCCGGCCAACGAUAUUGCUGUUCUGGAAGAAGCCAUUCAAAGACAACGGGAACAUGAAACACUCGCUGGAUGCUCGGCAUGGCGCGCAUUAAUCGCCGAUCCCAUUGAGCGCCGCAAACUCUUUUACUCGUGCGGCUCAAUGUGUGCCCAGCAAAUAAACGGCAUCGUGUUUUUCUACUCGUAUGGCGUCAUAUUUGCUCAAUCGCUAGGCUUGGCUCAAGCAUUUACAAUCUCUUUGAUCACCAACAUCUUGCAAGUCGUCGCAGUCGGUGCAUCGGUACUACUAGGAAACAAAGUCCCUCGCCGGACUAACCUACUUGUCACAACCGGCAUGAUGUUCUUUGCCUACAUUAUCAUCGGAAUCAUCGCCACUCAUAAGGUGACGACCAGGCCAGCCAUAGCCAUCGUGACUAUUAGCUACAUCGUCAUUGUCGCCUUCAACUUUGGCCUCGGCCCGCUGGCCUAUACCUGGGCUAGUGAAGUAGCUGUUGGCCCAAACAGAAACAAAAUCAUGUCAUGCGCUAUCGUCAGUUUUUUCCUGGCCACAUGGGUGAUAAGCUUUACCGCGCCGUACUUGUACUACGAUGCCAAAUUGGGAGCCAUGUUGGGUUUUGUUUAUGCUGUAACAACUAUCAUCUCCCUGUUGUACAUUUACUUUUGUGUGGGAGAAACUACCGGCCGAUCUAUUCUCGAGAUUUCCAUGUUUUUUCAAGAAGGUAUCCCGGUUCGCCAAUGGAAGGAUCAUGUUUUCUCUUUUUCAGAAGAGGGUCUUGCCGCUCAUGACAAGGCCGCAGACCAGAGGGAACUAGAAGAGCAUGUAGAGAAGCUUUGA
Talaromyces rugulosus is the source of this 1536-nucleotide messenger RNA. RefSeq lists its product as uncharacterized. The record is from RefSeq and is a predicted model, not a curated record. Lineage: Eukaryota; Fungi; Ascomycota; Eurotiomycetes; Eurotiales; Trichocomaceae. Gene Ontology annotation, cellular component: membrane. The transcript has a single exon. Gene Ontology annotation, molecular function: carbohydrate:proton symporter activity. Bases 1 to 1536 code for a protein of 511 amino acids. Gene Ontology annotation, biological process: carbohydrate transport; transmembrane transport.